UUUUUUUUUUUUUGAUAAAUCGCUCCAAUUAUCCUCUCUCGUACACGUGCGCACGCGCACACGCAUAAACGCAUACGCAUUACACAGAAGCGCGCGCGCGCGCACUCUCCUUCCCCCCUCUCCUCUCCUAUUCCCCUAUAUUCCCCUCCAGAUUAUGCCCCACCAGCCUAGUCAGAUUUGAUACUUAAAGCCGCGAAUUUCGGAAGCAUCGUUUCGAGUAGGAAAAUUGUGUUCGUGUCGAUACGAAACCAGCCAGAGGGAAGGUUGACCGGUGGUUUUUCGUCGGGACGUGCGAACGUGUCGUGGCGAGAAGGGAUCGAAGAAGUUCUGAGAGAAAGAAAGCGAGAAAGAGGGAAGGAAAGGAAGAAAGAGGCGUAGAAAGCGAAAGGAGACGAGAAAAGCGGAGACAGGAGACAGGGUUGAAAGGAAGAAAGAGGCGACAGAAGAAGGUGCUACGCGGAGAAAGGAGAGCGGGAAGAAAAGAAAAAGAAGCAGAAAGAGAAAGAAUAGGAAGUAACAGCGAAGGUUAUGUAUAAUAUUAGACGCCGAGGAGGUCGAAGUGAUAAGUAAAAGAGAAAGUAAACGAGAGAAGGGUAGAAAUUCAAUUCACGAAGCCGAGGGAAAAAGUUAAAACGAUAAGAAAAGAAAAAAUACAUAGAGGAAGGAAGAAACGAAUAAAAGUGUAUCGGGAUUAAGGGUUUGAGAGAAAAGAGCUUCCUAUUUCGAAUUGGAAAGAUCGAAGAGAAAUUUCAUUCCCGAAAUAUUUGGAGAAACGAAGGCAAAACGUAUUAUUAUAAAAGCGUAAUUGAUUAUAGCGCGAUGUUAGUGGAACACGCGACACAAUGGGCUUGGCAAGCAAUGGGUGGCACGAGAAUCGAGGUCCUUUACACGUUUCUCGUGUUCUUAGGUGUAUUAUUGUUAGUAAGGUGCAUGCAAUGGCUUAGGUAUGUGCGCUCUCUGCCUCCAGGGCCUUGGGGUGUACCCGUGUUUGGUUAUUUGCCAUUCUUGAAAGGCGACGUUCACCUCCGGUACGGAGAACUCGCAAAGAAGUAUGGUCCAAUGUUCAGUGCUCGACUAGGAACGCAACUGGUGGUUGUUCUUAGCGAUCAUCGUACGAUUCGCGACACGUUUCGUCGGGAAGAGUUUACUGGCAGACCGCAUACCGAGUUCAUCAACAUCCUCGGUGGAUAUGGUAUUAUCAACACCGAAGGUGCUAUGUGGAAAGACCAAAGAAAAUUUCUUCACGAUAAGCUCAGAGGCUUCGGCAUGACCUAUAUGGGCGGUGGGAAGAAAAUUAUGGAAUUGAGAAUCAUGCGCGAGGUUAAGACGUUCCUUCGUGGAUUGGCGAUGAAACGAGGAACACCGACAGACGUUUCAGCUUCCCUUGGAAUGUCGAUCAGCAACGUUAUAUGUUCCAUUAUAAUGGGAGUACGUUUCCAACAUGGCGACAAAAGGUUCAAAAGAUUCAUGGACUUGAUCGAGGAAGGUUUCAAGCUGUUCGGCAGUAUGGCCGCUGUCAACUUUAUUCCUGUGAUGCGUUACUUGCCUUGCCUGCAAAAGGUUCGCAACAAGAUUGCGGAAAAUCGCGCGGAAAUGGCCGAUUUCUUUCAAGAGGCGGUCGACCAACAUCGAGCAACGUUCGACGAAAGCACUUUACGAGACCUUGUCGACGCUUAUCUGCUCGAGAUCGAGAAAGCGAAGGGAGAAGGUCGCGCGACUACGCUCUUUCAAGGGAAAAAUCAUGAUCGCCAGAUGCAACAAAUUCUCGGUGAUCUGUUCUCUGCCGGCAUGGAAACGGUGAAGACUACGCUCGAAUGGGCAAUAAUCUUGAUGCUACAUCAUCCGGAUGCGGCGACUGCCGUACAGGAAGAAUUGGAUCAAGUGGUAGGAAAAUCGAGAAUGCCUGCUUUGGAGGAUCUACCUUUUCUUCCAAUAACCGAAGCGACGAUACUCGAGGUUCUUAGGCGAUCGAGCAUAGUCCCUUUGGGAACCACACAUGCAACGACGAGAGAUGUGACGUUGCACGGUUACACGAUACCAGCUGGAUCCCAAGUGGUACCGUUGUUGCAUGCCGUGCAUAUGGAUCCAGAACUUUGGGAGGAGCCCGAGGAGUUUCGACCGAGUCGGUUUCUCUCGGCCGAAGGUAAAGUCCAGAAACCGGAAUACUUUAUGCCUUUCGGUGUCGGCAGACGUAUGUGCCUGGGCGAUGUGUUGGCACGCAUGGAGUUAUUCUUGUUCUUUAGUUCGUUGAUGCACACGUUCGAGUUGCGAUCGCCGCAGGGCUCGUCCUUGCCGAGUUUGCGCGGCAACGCCGGUGUCACCGUCACGCCUGACCCCUUUGACGUUUGUUUGGUACCAAGAAAUUUGGAUCUCAUCGAAGAUGCGAACAACGAUGUGAUCCCCUCCGGCGCUAUUCUGCGGAAUAUCGGCAGUCACUGAGUUUCCUGCUUUUUCGAACGCUCCAUAACGAUCAACGGAGCACGGUAAUCGUUCCUAACGAGACCGAUCCGACCUGGACCGACUUGGCCCGACACGAUCCAACCUGACUCAAUUCGAUCUAAUACGAUUCAAUCCGAUUCAUCGUACAUUUGUCCAUCCUUGAUCAGCCCUACAAGAUUUCACACCAUCGUCGAAAAGUUCAUUCGAAUGCGUUCCAUUAUCCCUCCUUUUAUUCUUCUCUCCAAUUACCUAUCGCAUAAAUGUCGUCUCACUCUCGAUUUCUAUUAUUUAAUUUCCUUGCGCGUAUUACCCAACAUUUAUACAUAUUUAGGGUAACAUUUCGCUCUUUAUUUAUUCGCAUUUAGUCAUUAGCGUUAUUUGAUCAAAUGUAUGUAGGUAUAGAACGUGUGUAUACGGUCGAAUGAUAUGAGAAGUUUGCGUGUACAUGUUCAAAUUCGUUGCAUACAAUAUACGAAAACAAUUUUGAUAAUAAUUCCGUCAACGAUGAUCCGUCACGUUCUAGAGAUCGUUGUGUUGACGCAGUCUCGGACGUAAAAAGAGACAAAAGACUUUUAGAUAGUAAUGAUAAUAAGAGGAAUCAAUUGUUAGUAACGGUAUUAGAAAUAAGUAGUGGUAGUGGUAGCGGUAGUAUUGGUAAAGUAAUAAUUGACGACGACAAUAUCGAUGAUAGCGAUAGUGGUAAAUACUAGAUUAAGAAUUUCGAGUUAAUAAAAAAAAAAAAAAAAAAAAAAAAAAAAAAAAAAAAAAAAAAAAAAGAAAAGAGAAAAAACAAAAGAACAAAGAUCGUGAAGCAAAGUACGCUGUGAGUGUGCGCACAAAUAUUCGUAGGUUACCGUAUUAUGUACAUAUCUAGGUAUUAUCUCGAUAAUAGGCGGUGAACGAGAGCGCGAGAUCGUCUUCGACUAACGAGUUCUCUCUCCCUUAUCGUUCGAAAGUUUCGACGCGACUAAAUUCGAAUGGAUUAGAUCGUAGGGCUGCGCGUCGGAUGGACGCGGCUGUUGACCUAGAACAGUGAUUUUCGUGAAAGUUAGAACGAGAUUCUUGCGACACCACACACAGUGUAGUUACGUAGCGUUUCAGAAUUCAUGACCAACAUCGAAUUCGAUCCGUUGGGUGCGGGCAAAGAUUAAGGCUGUGAAUUUCGAAUUUAGGACAUGGGACCCUCGAGAUUCCUGUGAUAACGCGAUCGUAAAAUCAUUUCCAAAGAUAUUUUGUUACGUGUCCGGCGAAAGCCGACGAACCAUCGACGCGGAUUCCCCCUGGUUUCUUUAUAUUCCGUCAUCUUUCUUCCUCUUCAUCGUUCCUCUUACGUUUCCCCUUUGCCGCGGUGAGCUUUAACGCCACGUACAUAUCACCGCGUCGAUGCUUCGUUUGUAUUCACCAAUAAGAAAUUUAUAUGUUGCAUGCUCGAAUUGCGGAGCACCGCAUUGUGUUCACCCGCCGACCGCGAAUCUGUGUUACUUAAUGUUAUUAUCUAUUUUUCUUUUUUGUAACGAUCAUUAAACGAUGCUAAUGUCCAUAUGACUAAGCUUGUAAUUGUAAUUGAUAAUAAGUGUGUCUCCUCUUCGCACGAAAUAAAUUGAUA
Bombus pyrosoma is the source of this 4045-nucleotide messenger RNA. RefSeq names its product cytochrome P450 18a1 (gene Cyp18a1). Lineage: Eukaryota; Metazoa; Arthropoda; Insecta; Hymenoptera; Apidae. The transcript is spliced from 5 exons. Gene Ontology annotation, molecular function: iron ion binding; heme binding; oxidoreductase activity, acting on paired donors, with incorporation or reduction of molecular oxygen, reduced flavin or flavoprotein as one donor, and incorporation of one atom of oxygen. Gene Ontology annotation, biological process: xenobiotic metabolic process. Gene Ontology annotation, cellular component: cytoplasm; intracellular membrane-bounded organelle. The coding region runs from base 820 to 2439 and encodes 539 amino acids. The record is from RefSeq and is a predicted model, not a curated record.